Sorghum bicolor (sorghum) is the source of this 1209-nucleotide messenger RNA. RefSeq lists its product as uncharacterized. The record is from RefSeq and is a predicted model, not a curated record. Bases 1 to 1209 code for a protein of 402 amino acids. Lineage: Eukaryota; Viridiplantae; Streptophyta; Magnoliopsida; Poales; Poaceae. The transcript is spliced from 3 exons.
AUGGCUGAGAAGACAUUGCGAGAGUUCUCUGCCACAACAACAGCAAACAUUCAGACUGGACUAGCAGUCAACACUGGGGACAAUGGAUUCGAGCUCAAGCCUGCUCUCAUUACCAUGGUUCAAGCCAGCCAAUUCUAUGGAAAAGCUCAUGAAGUUGCAAGUGCACACUUACAACACUUUCUAGAUAUCUGUAGCACCUUCACGAUCAGAGGAGUAUCAAAAGAUGCUAUCUUACGCCAUCAUUUCCCAUUCUCAUUAUUGGGGAAAUCCAAGCAGUGGUUCUACAUCAACAAAGACAAAUACAAUACAUGGGACCUAUGCUCGACUGCUUUCCUGGCAAAGUUCUUUUUUACAACCAAGAUUAAUGCUCUGUGUGGGAAGAUUGCAAGUUUCCAACAACAACAUGAUGAAUCAUUCACUGAAGCAUGGGAAAGAUUUCAGAAUUACAUUGAAGACUGUCCUCAUCAUGGGAUAGAGGAGUGGCUGUUAAUGCAGACUUUCUAUCACGGGCUCAUCUCUAGCAUCCGUGAGUCUAUUGGUGUUGCAGUUGUGGGAGCUUUUCUGUCACUUAAGCUCUCAGACGCUAAAGCACUUGUUGAGAAGAUGGCCUCAAAUUCAACAUGCAUUGAAGAACAUACGCAGCCUCGGAAGAAAGGAGGAGGAAUCCAUCAUCUCAAGGAAGCUGACAUGGUCACUGCCAAGCUAGAUCUCAUCGUGAAGAAGCUUGACAUAGAGAAGAAGGAAGUUAUGCACAUCAAUGAUUCCCAUAUGACAUGUGAAGAAUGUGGAGACUACGGGCACUCAGUUGUUAGUUGCCCUACACUGCAAGAGGAUGUGAACUUCAUCAAUAACAAUACCUACUAUCGUCCUCAACAAAAUCAAGGGUGGAACCAACAACCUCAACAAGAAAAAGGCAAGAUUCUAGGCGAACCAGAAGAUUUAGAAACUGCUAACCUUGUUGAUAUUCACAAUGCAACCCAAUAUCGUAUUGAGCCUGUAGAUCUUGAAGAUCAGUCCAUUUACUACCCUAAGGGAGUAAUAGAAGAAGUUGUCAUUAGAGUGGGGCAAUCAUAUGUCCCAAUUGACUUCGUGGUCAUGGAGACAAGAGUAGAUGAGAAGGCACCCAUCAUUUUGGGCAGACCAUUCUUGUGCACAACAAAAGCCAUCAUCUAUGCGGAGUACGCCAAGAUUGUCCUCUGUCAAGGAUAA